CUGGUGCUUCAGGCCAGGGCUUUAACCCGCUGUGCCACAGCGCCAGCCCCGGAACAAUACUUUUAAGAUUUGGCCUGGGCUUUCCCAAGAACAUGAACAGCGCUGUGGUGGGGAAGCAGAGCCCGGGACUGCACAUUUCAUAGACAGCUCAGUGCGCCAGGAAGUCAGAACAGCCUGCUGACGGUCCUGACCCACCUUUCUCUGAAGGAGACUCCCUGGUGAAGAAUGUCCGAUGCCGAAGAAACCCCCCCAGAAGAAAGGGAAGGACACAGAGAGACAGAGAUGGAAGAAGACAACGCCGACGCUGAAGAAGUAGAUGAUUCCCGCCCGGAAUCAGAAGAGGACACGUUAGCAUGGAGGGGGUCACAGGAGGAGGAGGCGGGGGAGAAGGAGGAGGAAGAGGAGAGGGAGGAGGAGGAGGAAGAGGAGAGGGAGGAGGAGGAAGAGGAGAGGGAGGAGGAGGAAGAGGAUGGGGAGAAGGGAGAGGAGAAGGUGGGGGAGGGGGAAGAGGAGGAGGAGGAAGAAGAGGAAGAGGUGGGGGAGGAGGAGGAGAGUGAGGAGGACACUGAAGGAAUACAGAAGAAAACCUCCGUGAAGCGCCGGGAGUUCAAGUUGAAGAAAAUUGCCGGUGACUCUCAGUCGGUCCUGUCGGGCAGCUUCUUAAGAAGCCAUAAAGGUAGCAAGGCCAAGUAUUCGUUCCAGUCAGGGAGCUCCAUGACGGAUGAGCUCUCCCGAGGCCCGAGCUUGCAAUACGAGCUUCUUGACUUGGAGCCAGGCAGCUCUGAGGAGCAGCAGGUUGGUCUUCAGGAGAGGCAGUCGGCAGGCAAGCUGGAAGAAUGGACCGACCAGGCACCGCACGACGGAGUGGGGCCCAAAACAGCUGAGGAACCCAUACAGGGAGAGAAGAGACGAGACAAGCGCGUGUCCUACUCCCUCUAUGAAGAAGUCAAAGAAUUCCCGUGCAGGGUGGCAGCCUCCAAGCAGUCCCAGGUGUCCACCUCCACGGAGGACGGUCUCUUCCAGAAGGCGUCCGCUCCGGAGGUGCAGCCCCUGACGGUGACCUGGACGUUCGGCUGGAACAGCUCGCUGCCCGUCUUCUACAUCCGCGAGGAGCGCCACAGGGUCCUCCUGUACGUCUGUGCUCACACGGUGGUCAUCUACAACACCUUCCGGAACAAGCAGCACCACCUGCAGGGCCACCCGAACGUCAUCUCCUGCCUGUGUGUCAGCGAAGACCGGCGCUGGAUUGCCACGGCGGACAAGGGGCCCGGCUGCCUGAUCAUCAUAUGGGACUCCUUCACAGGCAUCCCCGUGCACACCAUCUUUGACAGCUGCCCCGAUGGAAACGGCAUCAGGGCCAUAGCCAUCACGCGCGAUGCCAAGUACCUGGCCACCAUCUCAGAUGCCGAAAUCCAGAAAGUGUGCAUCUGGAAGUGGACGUUAGCGGUGGAGACGCCAGCGUGCACUCUGGAGCUCCCCAAAGAGUAUGGUUUCCAGAACUACCUUACCUUUAACCCAGCGAAUAAUAAGGAAUUGGUGAGCAAUAGCAAAACUCAAGCGAUAUAUUAUUCAUGGACGUUCAACAAGCUCGUGGGAAAAUUCAGCCAGUCUGUGUUUCACUUGCAUUUAACCCAAAUCCUCUCGGCCACGAUGGAAGGGAAGCUGGUGGUGUGGGACGUCCAGCGCCUGGGGGGCUCCCCCUGCAUCAAGCCGUGCAAGCUGGUGCACUUGCAGAGGGAGGGCAUCACGGUGCUCACCACCGUCGACAGCUACAUCGUCACGGGCGACAUCAGGGGCAACAUUAAGUUUUACGACCACACCCUGUCCAUCGUUAACUGGUACAGUCACUUCAAGCUGAGCGCCAUAAGAACGCUUUCCUUCUCCAAGACCCCAGCAGCUCCCCCUACGGAGAAAUCAAACUACCCUCCAGACUGCACCUUGAAAGGCGACUUUUUUGUUGUAAGGAACUUCAUCAUCGGGACCUCUGACGCCACCGUGUACCACCUAACCACAGACGGCACCAAGCUGGAGAAGCUGUUCGUGGAGGCCAAGGACGCCAUCUGUGCCAUCUCCUGCCACCCCUACCAGUCCCUCAUUGCCAUCGGGAGUGUGUGUGGGAUGAUCAAAGUGUGGGAUUAUGAAAAGAAAAAGUACCUCUUCAGCAGGGUCUUUGAGAAGGGCCUUGGAGUGCAGAGCCUGAGCUACAACCCGGAAGGAGCCCUCCUUGGAGCUGGCUUCACAGAGGGGACAGUUUACAUUCUCGAUGCCAUGUCCUUAGAAAACGAAAGCCGGAAGCCUUUCAAAUACUCCAGAAGCAACGUGACUCACAUCAGCUUCUCCCACGACUCUCAGUACAUGGCAACGGCCGAUGUGAACUUCACUGUGGCCGUGUUCAUGGUCGUGGUCAAAAACGGACAGAGGGUCUGGGAGUAUUUAGCAAGGCUCCGUUCUCAUCGCAAAAGCAUCCAAAGUCUCCUGUUUGGGGUCCACCUGGACAGCAAUGACCCCAGACUACUGAGCCUCGGGAGAGACAGGCUCUUGAUCGAGUACAAUCUUCGCAAGAGCUGCAAAGACCACCUGGAGGUGCUGGACAUCCAGCGCACUGAUCAGGGCAGCCGCCCCACCUGCAUGGUCUGGUACCCGCCCCUCACCAAGGAGCUCUUCCUGCUGGUCUGCAACAGCGGCUACAAAGUGAAGCUCUUCAACUCCACCACCAAAAUGUGCAGAAAGACGCUUCUUGGGCCGACUUUCGGUUCACCUAUCGAGCAGACCCAGGUCCUGCCGGCAAGAACUGCUAAGGAGCUGCAGAAGCGCUACUUGGUGUUCAUCAACAAGGACAAGGUUGGGCUGCAGAUCCUGCCAGUGGACGGCAACCCACACAAGACGUGGGCCAUUGUUUGCCACCCAAACGGGGUGGCCGGCAUGGCCCUUUCCUGUGAUGGCUCUUACGCCUUCACAGCAGGAGGCCACGAUCGCUCGGUUGUGCAGUGGAAAAUCAACCUGAGUGCCCUGGAUGCAGCGGUCUCCCUCGGGGGUGAGGACUUGACCCCGUUCUACGGCCUGGUGCCCGGCGGCAGGGAUGGCAAGUUCUACACGGAGCUCGAGGACUACUUCUACUACUCGCAGCUCCGCAGCCAGGGCAUCGACACGAUGGAGGGCCGGCAGGUGUCCGAGCACAUCUGCCUGUCGGAGCUGCCGUUCGUCAUGCGAGCCAUCGGCUUCUACCCGUCGGAAGAGAAGAUUGCGGAUAUGUUUAAUGAAAUCAAAUUUAGCGAGUAUGUAAACACUGGGAAGAUAAUUGACAAAAUCAACUUGCCAGAUUUCCUCAAAGUUUACCUCAAUCACAGGCCGCCUUUCGGUAACACCAUGAGUGGUAUUCAGCAGACCUUUGAGGUUCUGGGUUUCACCAAUUCCAAGGGACAGAAGGCUAUUCGAAGAGAGGAUUUCCUGAAACUGCUCCAGACUAAAGGUGAGCACAUGACCCAGGAGGAGAUGUCUGAUUGCUUCGCUACGCUGUUCGGCCUGAAUCCUGAGGGCUGGGGAUCAGAGCCCGCUGCCACCUCCGUCAAAGGAUCAGAAAUUUGCCUUGAAGAACUUCCAGAAGAAAUCACUGCAGAAAUAUUCACAACUGAAAUCCUUGGCUUGGCCAUUUCAGAAGAUUCCGAACAAAGUGGUCAGUGAAGUUGUGAGGAAUGUUCGAAGCCCAGAGGCACGCGUGCUGUGUGUGUGUGUGUGUGUGUGAUUUCUGCAUUUCCCUACCCACAUUCUGCUC
This is a messenger RNA of Lepus europaeus (European hare), 3772 nucleotides long. It is a transcript of the gene CFAP251, whose product is annotated as cilia and flagella associated protein 251. The record is from RefSeq and is a predicted model, not a curated record. Lineage: Eukaryota; Metazoa; Chordata; Mammalia; Lagomorpha; Leporidae. Gene Ontology annotation, molecular function: protein binding. The transcript is spliced from 20 exons. Gene Ontology annotation, cellular component: sperm flagellum. The coding region runs from base 226 to 3681 and encodes 1151 amino acids.